UUGCAGAAAUUUGCGCCGACUGCCUUGGCUUUGGCCGAGCCCUGAUGGGCGGGGUACUUGACAAGGCCAACACAAAGAAGUGCUCUGAAAGUGGGGUGGAAUGUGGCCCUUUGCGACUCACAUGGGUCGCCUCAGCAAUGCAGGGCUGGCGCAUGGGCAUGGAAGAUGCACACAUUGCCCUGCCUGUCACUCUUGCACGUCGGCCCAGUGCUGCUGCACCCUGGACAAAGACUGCGCUCUUUGGAGUGCUGGAUGGCCAUGGUGGGGCGCAGGUCGCCAGAUUUAGCAGCGACCAUCUGCCCCAGGAGCUACGGAAGUUUCCCUUGUCUGGAGACCUCCAAGCGAAGAAUGGACAGAUGGAGGAAGCGCUGAAAGGUGCCUUUCACAAGAUUGACGAGCUCCUAAGAAGCGGUCAUUUUGCUGCAGAAGUCUGCGCAUUGUCCAACCCUCCCAAAGAACCAACGAUGGCCUCCCCGAGCGGGGAUGCAACCAUGGUGGGAUGCACCGCAUGCGUUUGCUGCAUCACCGACGCCCAGAUCAUCACGGCCAAUGCCGGCGACAGUCGGGCUGUAUUGUGCAGCGCCGGCAAAGCUAUCCCUCUCAGCGAGGACCACAAGCCCAAUGCACCACGGGAAAAGCAGCGCAUUGAAGCCGCUGGUGGUUGGGUCGAGAACAGUGGGCCGAACCAAUAUCGGGUCAAUGGCAACCUGAACUUGUCACGAGCUUUGGGAGAUCUCGAGUACAAGAAGGACAGAUCUAGACCACCCGAAGAGCAGAUCAUCUGCUCCACGCCAGAUGUGACCUUCAGGGACCGUGACUUUCAGAAAGAUGAGUUUCUCAUCAUUUGUUGCGACGGUGUUUGGGACGUGAAGAGCAAUCAAGAGGUGGUGGACUUCAUUCGAACGCGUUUACCUGGGCGACCAGAUGAGCGGGCCUUGGAGCGAGUCCUCGAAGAUCUCCUUGAUGCCUGCGUCUCUCCCGACCUUCGGAUGACGAACGGCUUGGGUGGCGACAACAUGACGGCCGUCUUGGUGUUGCUCAGAAGCAUGGAGGAACCAGACGAAGCAGGUGAACUUGACCGAAGGACUUCCCUGACAAAAGUUCAACUACUUGCAGAAAGAUCAGGACAACGCCGGGUGGUCGCAAAGGCGAUGGAAGACACCAAAGGUUGGCUGCAGGUGCAUUUGCAAGUACCAGGCGGCAUUUCGAUGAGUGACCUCCACUUGUUCAUCUCCGAGGAGCAAGCCCAGCUGCAACUAGUGGUGCGUGAAGAAAGAGGGGAUGAUGUGAAUUUUUUUGAGCUGAAGGAGCAUUUGCCAGAGGCUGCAAGGCUGCAAAGCGCUGCGCCUGCACGCUUCGUGGCGAGUUCUGGCCAUUUGAGGUUGGAGCUUCCCUGGCAAAAGACCUGAAGGAGCGAACCUGCUCUUAAAGGCUCGAAAGCACGAUGCCAGGUGUGGUUGGAACAUCUUCCAGAGGAGAAACCGAGCUUUCUCCCCCUGUGAGCCGCUGAAAGCACAGUGGUGAAGGGGUCCAAUCCACGGGUGGCUUCUGAAUAAUCUGACUUCCGUUCCAAGGUGAUUGGUCUAAGAAGAAAUCUAAAUGGUCCUUUAAGGUAAGGCCUAUUGGCCUAGUGGCCUAGCCUUCUAUGAAUUCAACCUGGUUCUGAUUGGAGCG
Messenger RNA from Durusdinium trenchii, 1674 nucleotides. NCBI's taxonomy places the organism in Eukaryota, Dinophyceae, Suessiales, Symbiodiniaceae. The record is from the annotation of a GenBank genome assembly.